AUGGCCAAGGAUGACUUGACCGACGCGGCAGGUGCCAUCAUCGCAGUCCCACCAUCUCCCGAACCGGAUCACUACAUGCAUGAACAAGAUUGCCAACAUGACCCUUAUGCUCACCUCCUGUUUCGAUCAAUGGGUUAUGAAACCGGUCCUACUUUGCCUCUUCAGUAUGGCGAUGAUGGCUUCAGUGAGUUGCACUCUUGGUAUGCUCAGAAUCAGCACAGAAUUGCGUCGGAACAAGUCCAAAUGCCUCAGGUACAACCAGUAUACAUACCCUAUGGAGGCCUUUAUGCAGUACCUGCCCAUGGCAAUGUCCAAUUUCCUCCAUCGCAACGCCCAGAGGCACGACCUCGACUGCACCCAUGUGCCAAUAUCCUGUAUUCUUCUCCCGGACAGCUGAUAUCUCAACUGUCACCAUUUCAGGUAUCCCCGCCGAUUCAGGAGUGGCCGACACACAACUUGAGAAUGGAUGAGACCGCCCGAAAGAAACGAGAAGAGUUCUUACAAAAUGAGGAAGCAAAACGAGCUGAACAGGCACAAAGGACAGAAUCAGCAUCGUCGACGCAGUGCAGUGUGCCUCCUGUGCCUCCUUCUUCUUAUCAUCAAAACUAUGGAUAUGCUCAGAACCAUGGGAAGCGCAAGUCCCGCGAUGAAGAUUUGCAGGCGCCGUCUAAUCCUCCGCGACGUUUUCGCACCCUUGUUCCAGGCCCUGCACCUGAGAAGCCUCCUCCAUCCCCCUAUCCAGACGGGACUCAGCAUAUUAUUCGGUCUCAGCCAUCGGACCCUGGUCCUUCGUACAUUUUUCGUCCCUCUAACUAUGAUCCCGUGCGCGCUGCUAAUGAAGAGAAUCAAUCUUACAGCCCUUUUACAGGCCAUGAAUCUUCUGCUGGAAGUUUUGGUCCACCACCCCGCUACUUUAUCCCUACCUCAUCAUCAUCCCGUCACCAUGCAACCUCCCAUAUACAGCAGCCCCUAGAUAAUCCACCGGUGCAUAGCCCCUCACGGAGCGAAGGGACCCGACAGCUUAUCACAGACAAGUAUGAAGCCUAUAAAUGGCCAGUGUGGCACUACGAGCUUCGGUCGGGCACCAGGUUCGACUUCGCGCAAUCGUACAUUCUUGAGUGGCUCGAGAAAACGACUUCCUUUCCGCAGAAACCCAAAUGGCACUGUCACGUAACCACUGGCUUCAUCAAGGGAGGUAGUAGGUUCUCUAUUCUCAUACUCCACAAUGCCGCGAACCCAUUUCAAUGGGGCCCGACCGCUGAAACCACAACGACCAUCGGUGUAUACGGCCGCUACGCGCAUACACACGAGGAGAUACACUGGACGACCAUCACUCCAUGGCUAGUAGCCCCCUUCACAGAAAAUACAGACUUGAUUCUGAAGGAAAAAUGGGGCUUCGAUAUGCCCAAGGCCAGCGAUCGCCGCUUCCACCGUGCCUACUGGCUUGCAGCCAACAUGCAGCCACUAAAGGGGUUGCUCAAUCACUGCAUUUCACAUGAGAAGCCGCACGAUGCGCUUGAGGAAGGCGAGGAUGAUGAAAAGUUUGAGAUCAAAAAGGAAGAUUUGCAGUGCGAGUGGAGUAAUGGGCAGAUGCCAAAGGAGGAUUGCGAAAAGGUGUGGCAGAAGGUACUUGCCGAGAUUGAGGGCAAGGAGAUGGAUCAGCUGGGCUCAGAUCAUGUUACUGUUGGUGGUACGGAGCGCGAGUAUGAAGUGGACUGA
Bipolaris oryzae ATCC 44560 is the source of this 1719-nucleotide messenger RNA. RefSeq lists its product as uncharacterized. Lineage: Eukaryota; Fungi; Ascomycota; Dothideomycetes; Pleosporales; Pleosporaceae. The transcript has a single exon. The coding region runs from base 1 to 1719 and encodes 572 amino acids. The record is from RefSeq and is a predicted model, not a curated record.